Molecule: messenger RNA, 606 nt
Organism: Nematocida homosporus
Lineage: Eukaryota; Fungi; Microsporidia
Product: tRNA acetyltransferase TAN1
Exons: 1
Coding region: 1-606 (201 amino acids)
Biological process (GO): tRNA modification
Molecular function (GO): RNA binding
Source: RefSeq, a predicted model, not a curated record
AUGGGUGGAUUCGUAGUUACAUGUGUAGAUGGUGGAAGUAGACGUGGUAGAUCGGAAAUUUUAAGUGCGUUAGAGAUGGCAGUUUAUUCUUUGGCUUUGGAAAGUGAUGGGGCGAGUUCAGAAGGGCGUGUGAGUGAUGUUUUGGCGGCGGAAGCAGCUGAGGCGCGUAAAUCACAAUUUGGAUUAUUGGGUGGACAUAAGGGAACUGAAGUUUUAUGGGUGCGGAAUAGUUCAAAAUGGUCAGAAAUGGAUGUUUAUAAUGCGUUGGUAAGUGGGACUAAGCGAGUUCAGUUUAUUAGACGAGUGAUUCCAGUGGCAGAGAUCUUUACUUUAACUAUAGAUAAUAUUGUACGGAUGGCUAAGAAGUUGGCGGGUGAGAUGCCGGUUGGGGCUAGUUUUAGAGUGAGUUUGUGUAAGCGAUUGUGUUCACAUAUUUCCAGUGAGUUUAUUAUUGCGACUGUAGCUAAAGAGUUUGAUUUCAAGGUAGAUUUGAUAAAUCCAGAUAGGAUAGUUGUGAUUGAAAUAGCUCGGGAUUUAUGCGGUAUGGGACUAAUUAAGCCGUGUCCUGGUAACUUUAACUUAACUCGUGAUCCCAGCCUACAAUGA